AUGCAAUUUGUCUAUUCGCCCUAUGACUACGAGCAGCAGCUGCAGCAGUAUCAGCAGUACCAAUACCAGCAGCAGCUUGCUCAGCGACGAGCUCUUGAGGAGUAUUAUCAGCGCCAGUUGAUGCAGGAGCGACUCCGACAGGAGGAGCAGAAGCGACUGGAGGAACAGAAGCGCCAGGAAGAGCUCCAUCAGAAGCUCAUUGAGCAGAAGCGACAGGAGCAACUCCAGGCCCAGCAGUUCCGACAAGAACAGGCCCAGCAGCUGUUUGACUACAUGUACAUGCAGCAGUUGCAGCAACAGGAGUCUGUUCGACGACAGCGGGAGCAGCAGAAGAAGCAGAUCCAGCAGUCUGCUGCCAAGGCCGCCUCUCUGGAAAAGGUCCGUGUGGCCGAAGCCAAGCGACAGGCUGCUCUUCAGGCUGCCCAGGAGGCCGACGCUGCUCGACAAGCCGCUCUCGAAGAGAUUGCCGAGCACGAGAGAUUGGAAGAGGAGAAGCGCCAGGAGGAAAAGCGCCAGGAGGAAAAGCGCCAGGAGGAAAAGCGCCAGGCUGAGGCUGAGGCCAAACUUGCAGCUGAAAAGGCUUCCGAGGAGAAGCGAAAGGCUGAGGCUGAGGCAAAACUUGCCGCCGAGAAGGCUUGUGAGGAGAAGCGACAAGCUGAGACUGAGAAGGCCAAACUUGCUCAGAAAUCGCUUUCCCACUCCGCUCCCAAGCCCGUGCAAUCCGAAGCCGAGGCGUUCGCUGACUACUACUCGCAGCUCACAGGCUGUCCUGGAAACGGCCCUUCUUUUGCUCAGGCUCUCAAACAGCUCGGAGUCAAUGUUCAUUAUCGAUCCGACGAUGAAGAUGAAACCGAGACUCUGGCCGAUGACAAGGAGCGACCUUUGCAGGUUGAUCUUUCGGAGCCCGCCACAAAAACCGAGUCUGAGUCUGCGCCCGAGCCUGUUUCCGAAUCUACCGAUGUUGAUGACGACUCGAACCUCAAGGAGCCUACCGAAGAAAUCCAUCCCCUGGUGGCGUUCCUGCAGUCUCUAGGCAUCCCCGCUACCAUUUCAGAGCCCCAGAUUGCCAAGGCCGAGACUCAGACCGACCCUGAUCUUGCUCUGGCAGACUUUGUCGAGUCUCUGAGCGACGAUGAGCGACCUUCUGAGGCUUCAAAGAAGGCCACCAAGGCCGCUAAGCGAGCCGCAAAGGCCCAGGAGGCUGCCCUCAAGGCCCAGGCCGAAGCCGAGGCCGCCGCCAGAGCCCAGAUCGAAGCCGAACAAGAGCUGAAGCGGGAAAAGCUGGAGAAGAAGAAGUUGGAGAAGAAGAAAAAGGCGGCAAAGAAGGCCAAGACUCAGUCUCCUCCCUCCAAUUCUAUCCCCUCCACCCCCUCAACUCCCCCUAAACCCCUCCCUUCAGUCGUGGUCUACUCGUCUCCUGUCGAUACCGAAAAAGACGUGUCCAAACAGCUGGCCAAACUGGGCUCCGUGGUCGAUCGAUCGGUCGAGACUUACGAGCGAAUCAAAAAGGCCGCCACCCAGUCCGACUCCGAGUACUCUAACUCCGUGUCUUCUUACACGUCGCGAAUCAAGGUAAUUCAGCAGGCCCAGAUCAAACUUGAACAGAUCUACGACCAGCUGGACUCCAUGGCCGUGACCAACGCCGACGAAAAGAAGGAACGAACCCGACUUAUCCGAAAGGCCGUCUCCACCGCCGAAGCCAUCGACUCUGUGGUCGAGCAGCUCAAGUCGGAAAAGUCCAAGAUUGAAAAGUCCGUGUCUUCGUCCGACGAAGAGGAGAUCCCUCGAAAGGUCACCAACAAGACCAACAAGAUCAUCAAGAAGAACAAGACCGUCAACAACGGCUCUCCCGUUCGAAAGGUCACCCUGGAAACCGUUCCGGAUGCCGACUCUGCCUCUGAUUAA
This is a messenger RNA of Yarrowia lipolytica CLIB122, 1905 nucleotides long. RefSeq lists its product as uncharacterized. Lineage: Eukaryota; Fungi; Ascomycota; Dipodascomycetes; Dipodascales. The record is from RefSeq and is a predicted model, not a curated record.